AUGAGUAUAGAUGUCAUGCAACUUUCAGACCUCGAGCUCGAGCCAAGGGGUAGACUUGCCCCGGUUGAGGAAUUGGAAGUGGUCGAGCUCGAGCAUGGAAAAACUAUAACUAUUGGUCGGGAUCUCAAGGCCAGCCUCCGAGAAGAAGUCAUCAAUUGUCUGUUCCGCAACAUCGAUGUUUUUGCAUGGAAGGUUGAGGACAUGCCAGGGAUAGGCCCUGAAGUGGCGGUCCAUAGACUCAAUAUAAGCCCAGGGGCCAAACCUGUUAAGCAAAGGAAAAGGCAGUUUGCGCCAGAAAGACGUGUGGUCAUUCAGGAAGAGGUCGGCAAACUGGUGAGAGUAAGGGAAGUCCAAUACCCCGAUUGGCUCGCUAAUGUUGUUCUUGUGAAGAAGGCCAGUGGUAAGUGGAAAGUCUGCAUCGACUUUACAGAUCUCAAUAAGGCUUGCCCUAAAGACAGUUACCCGCUCCCCAGGAUAGACAAUCUUGUGGAUAGCACAUCCGGACAUAAGUUGUACAUCUUCUUAGAUGCAUUCUUAGGGUAUCAUCAAAUCCUCAUAGCCGAGGAAGACCAAGAAAAGACUUCAUUCAUGGCUGAUUUAGCCAUAUACUGCUAUAGGGUGAUGCUGUUUGGGUUGAAAAAUGCCGGAGCAAUAUAUCAGAGGCUCAUCAGCAAAGUCUUUGCUGAUUUGAUAGGGAAGAACAUUGAGGCCUAUGUUGAUGACAUGGUGGUGAAAAGCAAGAAGGUAGAACGACACAUAUCCGACCUCGAGGAGGUGUUCACCACCCUACAAAUAUAUCGGAUGAAGCUCAACCCAGAGAAGUGUGUAUUCGGUGUAGCUUCGGGAAAAUUUUUGGGCUUCAUGAUCACUCACGGGGGGAUAGAAGCAAACCCCGAUAAGAUCUUGGCCUUGACAACAAUGGAAUCGCCCAGGACUAAGAAAGAGUGUGAAAAGGCUUUUCAGGAGCUCAAACAAACAUUGGCAUCUCCUCCUAUCCUCACUAAACCGGAGCCCGGGGAUACUUUGUUAUUGUACUUAGCUGUGUCUCAAAACGCAGUAAGCGGCGUCUUGGUGAAAGAGCCAGACAUCUCGGGUAGGUUACUGAAGUGGGCAAUUGAACUUGGAGAGUUUGACAUAGAGUUCAAACCCCAUCCAUCCAUCAAAGUCCAAGCCUUAGCGGAUUUCAUUGCAGAACUCACCCCAAGGCCUUGGGGACCGGAUGAUAGCUCGAGCACUACAACAGAUGUUUGGCAAAUUUUCGUGGAUAGAGCAUCAAACUCCUCGGACUCGGGUGUCGGGGUCAUCAUCACGAGCCCGAACAUGCUCAUGGACAUUCAGUGUGCAUUUAGGUUCGAAUUCGAGGUAACCAAUAAUAAAGCAGAGUAUGAGGAUGUUAUCAUAGCCUUGGAACUUGCCAUUAGUCUCGAACUUGAAAGCAUCAAAAUUUUUAGUGAUUCCCAAUUGGUGAGGUAUGAAAUUGUGAAGAUUGCCCGGGCUGACAACUGCAAGGCAAAUGCCUUAUCGAGAGUGGUGUUCAUGGGAGUAGAUGGACUUGACAGGACAGUACAUGUCAGAUUUGUGACCAAGCCUAGCAUCAAUCUAACCGUUGGGGUCAUGGACAUUGAUCAUGAGCCAUCAUGGAUGGCCCAAUUAAGCCUCACACUUCCGUACGUUAGGUGCCUUAAGCCUUCGGAAUCCUCUCAAGUCCUAGAGGAAGUUCAUGAAGGAGUAUGCGGGAACCUUCAAGGAGCUCGGGCAUUAGCGUUUAAACUCAUAAGCAUCAGUUACUUGGCCCCAUUUGAGCAAUGGGAGAUCGACAUCCUCGGUCCGUUUUCGAUAACUAGGGGACAAUUGAAGUUUGUAGUUGUAGCAGCUGAGUACUUCACCAAGUGGGUUGAAGCCCAGCCCUUGGCAACGAUCUCAGAACCAAAGAUAAAAACUUUCGUUUGGAGAUCCAUCAUAUGCAGGUUCGGGAUAUCGAAGGUCCUCAUAACUAAUAAUGGCCAGCAGUUCAACAAUGCACAAUUCAAGGAUUUCUGCUCCAGCCUAGGGAUUGACCACCGUCUGACAUCAGUUUCUCAUCCCCAAAGUAAUGGUCUAGCCGAGGUCACCAAUCGGAUUAUAUUGCAAGACCUCCGAACAAGGAUUGGAGAUGCAAGAGGUGCCUGGUCCGACGAGUUGCCCUCCAUACUUUGGACUUACAGAACAUCCCACAGGACUGCCACUGGGGAGACCCCCUUCAUGUUAGCUUUCAGAAUCGAAGCUACCAUUCCCAUUGAAAUAAGGUUACCCAGUAAAAGAAGACUUGAUCUCGAAGAAGUAGUGCACACCACUAAACAUCUCAACCUCUUAGAGAAAGUUCGCGAUCAGGCAGCCUUAAGAAUGGCCUCUUACCAAGAUAGAACAUCAAAGUAUUUCAAUAGAAAGGUAAGGCCACGAAGAUUCAGAGCUGGAGAUUUGGUGUUAAGAAGGGCCGAAGCCACUGGUCAUGCUCCGGGAAAAUUCGGUCCAGUUUGGGUUUGA
Molecule: messenger RNA, 2523 nt
Organism: Olea europaea var. sylvestris
Lineage: Eukaryota; Viridiplantae; Streptophyta; Magnoliopsida; Lamiales; Oleaceae
Exons: 6
Coding region: 1-2523 (840 amino acids)
Biological process (GO): DNA integration
Molecular function (GO): RNA-DNA hybrid ribonuclease activity; nucleic acid binding
Source: RefSeq, a predicted model, not a curated record